CAUUGACGUUUCCACCACUCCUUUUGGAAAGCGUCGUCUGAAAGUUCACAUCUUCGUUGUUAUUUCUGAAGAAAUCGUUUGAGACCGGCACGUUCUUCUGUACAGCCGUUUGUAUCCUACUUGCAGCAGACCGUCCACAGGCGGAGGCAGCGUUUUUUCGGCAGCCUGAAAUCGCAAAGCUCAACCCAGCGCGGCCCCAGCCUCUUUCCCCAUACCGUGCACGGUGGUCCGCCGGCGGCUUCGCGACGAGGGUCUCUGCAGGCAAAGUAGAAACACGCGAAGGACGAGCCAUUUGCGGGCGUCUGGCAGUCUGCUCGGGGCGGCUGCGUGUGAUUUUCUUUUCUGUGUUCUUUGGAGUUGUCUUGUCUCAGAAAUCGGUCAUCUUCUUGCUGUUUGUCUGCGCGGCGCGUUUUAUUUCUACCAAGAGAGAGUGUUGUCGAAUGAACGCCCCUCCGUCCGCCAGCCAGCUCGCUUGUGCCGUAGGAAGAAAGCAACGUUCCUGAAACACGUCAGACGACUACGUGCGUUGGGGCCCUGUUCGUCGUUGAACAAACACACAUUUCCUUUUGUGCACGCUCUCGAAACUGACCGGGACCGCGUCCUUUUCGGCUUCCCCGACUUCGUCUGUCUCGCGGUGCGUGUGUCUUGAGCCUUCCCCGCCUUCGACUUUUCUUUUCGUCAAGAUGUAUUCCCUCGGCGUCGAAGGGGAUGAGACCCUGCUGGCUCAGAACCAACUGAGCAUGAGCAGUCGUCAGGGUACCGGCUACAUGGUGGGCCAUCAUACGAUGAGCAGCACGAUGGGAGGAGCUGCUCCAGCCGUGUUCGUUGACGAAGAUGCAGAGCCGAGUCCGCGUGGUGAAGAACAUACCCCGAUCAUCCACUUCCUCACCACCAAGCUCCUCCGCUUUUCGCUGUCUCUCAAGUCCGUGUCGAUGGCUCUCAUGUGCAUCUUCUUCCUCGCCUUCGGCGGUCGCUGGGUCUUCACCUUCCACGCCUACCCAGACAUGUCAAACGGCUUCCACUUGUCCAUGGUUGUCCUCAUGACUAUCUACCUCAUCGGCACGCUCUUCCUUGCGCUCUUCCAGGCCUUCGUUGCUGAUGACUCCAAGUGGACCAAGGGAUUCCGAACUGGCUCGAAGAUCCUGUCUGCCGCGGUGACGUUGGACGGCUUGGCCGCCAUGCUCCGCCUCGUCCAGUACCUCUACCUGUACAACUACCUGUCCGUUGUCUGGUGGACCAAGUUCAACGUGUCGAAGUCGGAGUGGAUCCUCUUCACCGUCAGCAACGUCUUGGACGGUCUCUCCCUCCUAUCCUACGGCUGGGCCUUUUUCUACAUGGAGGUCUACCACGAUGAGGGCACAUACGAGGAGCUCGCCUGGGGCAUGUUUGGCCUCUUCUCCCUCUCCGGAGUUCUCAUGAUCCUCAUGGUCUUCGCGGGCUUCGGCGCUGUCUUCAUGCUCCUGACCGUGGCUGGCGCGUACGCGACUGCCUGCUACUGGGCGUACCUGUUCGAGCCGCUGCUGGACAAAUGGUCCCCCGAGCUCCACUGCCGCGACAUCAACACGGACAUCAUGCCCACUGAGGGCUCGCAGCAAGCUGCGACAUGCGCGUCGCCCACUGGCACUGGCUACUACGGCACGAACCAGACGAUCGGAAGCGCUCCCGGCGCCGUUUACCAGCCUCUUCAGACUGGACUGUCCCCGGACGCUCUGGGCCGGAUGGGCAGCAUGGGCAACUACGUCGCCCAACCGGAAGGCGGCAUGGAGAUCCCCACUCAGUACGACUAUUCCCAGCUGCAACAGCAGGUCUCGCGCGAGGUCGAAAUGGGUGUUGUGAACCCCAACUACCAGUAGACACAAACCGUAGCACAGGGACAGAAAUGCGCGUUGUUCGGGUAACCUGGAUGGGGGAUCGAAACAAAUGCGCUCCACAUGAAAGAUGGGAUGGGAAGCAGUGCCGCGGGGCACAGAACGGCGAAAGUGGAACGAGAAAGCGCGUUUCAGUUGCUUAGACUGCCAAGAGCAGCUGAAAGACCGCUGUACCGCACGCCUCGCCGAAGCGGGAGAGGGACAGUCUCGGGACGACGCGAGUCAGAAGUCGACCUCUGACUUCAGGGUGUUCAGUGCUGGGUGCCUCUCUGCUGAGGUAAAAAGCCUCCCGGCUCUUCCGCGCAGGAAUAAUGGUUUUCUCGGUGACUUUCUUGUCUUACGGGCACCUGCUAUGGUUUCUACAUAAAUGUACAUGCGUUCUCGAAACACUACGGGAACUCUUUGAUUUUUUUACAAUUCCGAUCGAAAAUCGUCGCACGCGUCCCCCGGGCAGUGCGGCCGAAAGCCACCGGGC
Messenger RNA from Toxoplasma gondii ME49, 2343 nucleotides. Its product is annotated as multi-pass transmembrane protein. The record is from RefSeq and is a predicted model, not a curated record. Bases 684 to 1853 code for a protein of 389 amino acids. The transcript is spliced from 3 exons. Lineage: Eukaryota; Apicomplexa; Conoidasida; Eucoccidiorida; Sarcocystidae.